Trichomycterus rosablanca is the source of this 1502-nucleotide messenger RNA. Its product is annotated as zinc finger protein 135-like. The transcript has a single exon. Lineage: Eukaryota; Metazoa; Chordata; Actinopteri; Siluriformes; Trichomycteridae. The annotation marks the transcript as partial. Gene Ontology annotation, biological process: regulation of transcription by RNA polymerase II. Gene Ontology annotation, molecular function: RNA polymerase II cis-regulatory region sequence-specific DNA binding; DNA-binding transcription factor activity. The record is from RefSeq and is a predicted model, not a curated record.
GGAAACGUCUGCUCACAGUGUGGGAAGAGCUUCAGGUUCCCGAGUUUUCUCAAAAUACACCAGCGCAUUCACACUGGAGAAAAACCGUAUCAAUGCUCACAAUGUGGGAAGAGCUUCAGUACCCGGGGUGCUCUCAAAAUACACCAGCGCAUUCACACUGGAGAGAAAUUGUAUCAGUGCUCACAGUGUGGGAAGAGCUUCAAGUUUCAGAGUGCUUUCAAAAUACACCAACGCAUUCACACAGGAGAGAAACCUUAUUCCUGCUUACAGUGUGGGAAGAGUUUUAAUCAACAGAGUGCUCUCAAAACACACCAGCACAUUCACACUGGAGUGAAACCAUAUCAGUGCUCACAGUGUGGGAAGAGCUUUAGGUGUCUGGGUGCUCUUAAAAUACACCAGCGCAUUCACACGGGAGAGAAACCGUAUCAGUGCUCACAGUGUGGAAAGAGUUUUAAUACACAGAGUUAUCUCAAAACACACCAGCACAUUCACAGAGGAGAGAAACCGUAUCAGUGUUCACAGUGUGGAAAAAGUUUUAAUCGACAGAGUCAUCUCAAAAAACACCAGCGCAUUCACACUGGAGAGAAACCGUAUCAGUGCUCACAGUGUGGGACGAGUUUUAAUACACAGAGUAAUCUCAAAACACACCAGCGCAUUCACAGAGGAGAGAAACCAUAUCAGUGCUCACAGUGUGGAAAAAGUUUUUAUCAACAGAGUCAUCUCAAAAAACACCAGCGCAUUCACACUGGAGAGAAACCGUAUCAGUGCUCAAAGUGUGAGAAGAGUUUUAACAGACAGGACUCUCUCAAAAAACACCAGCGCAUUCACACUGGAGAGAAACCCUAUCAGUGCUCACAUUGUGGGAAGAGUUUUAUUACACAGAUUAAUCUCAAAAAUCACCAGCGCAUUCACAGUGGAGAGAAACCAUAUCGGUGCUCACAGUGUGGAAAGAGUUUUAAUCAACACAGUAAUCUCAAAGUACACCAGCGCAUUCACACUGGAGAGAAACCGUAUCAGUGCUCACAGUGUGGGAAGAGUUUUAUUACACAGAGUAAUCUAAAAAAACACCAGCGCAUUCACACUGGAGAGAAACCAUAUCAGCGCUCACAGUGUGGAAAGAGUUUUAAUAUACAGAGUAAUCUCUACACCAACCAGCACAUUCACACUGGAGAGAAACUGUAUCAGUGAUCUCAGUCUGGAUCUCAGAGUUUUAAUCAACAUUGUCAUCUCAAAUUACACCAGCGCAUUCACACUGGAGAGAAAUUGUAUCUGGACUCUGUAAACACUGUAAUGCACAGGAAUCAAACUCAGAUGAUCAGAUUGUAAAAGGUCUAAGAAAGAAAGAACAGAGUUAGAGAAGCAUGUUGGAGAACUAAACAUGACAUUAGAGGAACUGCUUGGAAGAACGUCUAAAGGACAACAGUCUGCUGUUCAACUCCAGCUGCUGCUGUUCAACUCCAAACAUGCCAUUAUUUCAAUUAGCCAAACUUAAUGACCCUUCU